This is a messenger RNA of Paramisgurnus dabryanus, 2783 nucleotides long. It is a transcript of the gene slc46a2, whose product is annotated as solute carrier family 46 member 2. Gene Ontology annotation, molecular function: transmembrane transporter activity. Gene Ontology annotation, biological process: transmembrane transport. Gene Ontology annotation, cellular component: membrane. Lineage: Eukaryota; Metazoa; Chordata; Actinopteri; Cypriniformes; Cobitidae. The record is from RefSeq and is a predicted model, not a curated record.
GAGGGCAUUUCCCGACAUGUCAACUUUUGUGCUGCUUUCACUUUCUUAUAGUGCUGUUUUUGAUUAAUUUCUAUGAAAUUUAAUUUGCAUGUUAACCAUAUGAAAACUAUUUCGAUUCUGCAUUCUAGGCUGGUCUUACCAGACAGUAUAAAGCUAUUCUUGGCAAACUAUUAUUCAUAUAGUAAAACGCGUGUGCGCGUGGCUUUGUGUGUGCGCGCGCAACUGCAUGUGCUAAUAGCAGGCUAUUUCAGUGUUACUUCCCCAUACCAGAAUGACGCCACGGUCCACGGACUUCACAUAAACGAGUAAUGGAUUCGUUUAAUCAACGAGCACCAAAGGCAUUAAGUAACGUUUUUAUUCGGUUUUAUGACUUCAUGGUGUUCAAGAUGUCAUCCUGUCGUGAACUGAUUGUACCUGUAGUCUUCUGUGCCCAGGUGGCCAGCUCGUUUUUUGACACCGCUCUCCAAAUGGUUGUCAAAGAGCGAAGCGCCACGAACUCCACAGACCCAGACCGCGAGCAGAAAGCCAUCACCAACUUCAACAUGACCUUCAACAUGAUACUCAAAUUCAUGCCCAUUGUGCCUGCGAUCAUCUUGGCAAAGGUUGGAGACAAAGGUUACAGAAAAGUGCCAAUUGUCGUUCCGCUAGUUGGAUACUUUCUGUCCAGAGGUUUGCUUCUGCUGGAUAUUUUACUGGAAUGGCCUCUCCAGGUGUUGUACGCAGUCCCUGUGAUUCACGGACUUUGUGGUGGAUUCGCAUCAUACUGGGCAGGCGUGAUGGCACUGGUGUCGGUGCGCGCACGUGAAGACGAGCGCUCUUUGAGCAUUAUGAGAACCGAGCUGGUGUAUGGCAUUGCUGGCUUCAUCGGCAGUUUAGCUUCUGGACAUUUAUUUAAUCUCUACACCGUUGACCUGAAACACGGAGUAGUUUUAUCAGGAUUAAGUGUUCUGCUUUACUUCUUCUCUCUGCUCUAUGCGGCAUUGUUUCUGCGGAUCGGUCAUCUCGCUGCGCUUGGAGACGGACAGGAGAGACGUGAGAGUGCCGGGAUCAUAAACCAAGACGCUCAUGAUAGGAUAAACAUAAUUUUGCUUUACGUCAGUGGAAUUUUGUAUGAUAUAGCUGUGGCGGGGGGGAUGGAGAUGUUGGCGGCGUAUGUGCUUAAAGACCCCCUAAACUGGGGCGCUACAGAAGUGGGAUACGGAAACGCGAUCGGGUCCCUCAUCUUCAUUACCAGUUUUGUUGGUGUGAAGUUGUUUACUCGAUGUUCUGUUAGAGACGAGGGUAUGAUCAUUAUCGGUAUGAUCUCAUUUGCAGUUGGGAUUUACUUUAUGGCAUUUGUGACCACAACUCCAAUGUACUUUUUGGCUCGCUCUCUCACACUGUUUGCUCUUAUACCAAUGCCCACCAUUCGCUCUCUGCUCUCCAAACAAGUCAAGGGAACUUCAUACGGUAUUACCUUUGUCAUGCUCCAAUUGUCCUUUAAACUUGCUAGCUUGGUCACCACACCCAUCUAUACCAAGAUCUAUCAGGCCACACUUGACACCUUCCCUGGGUUUGUCUUCAUACUGUCCAGCAUAUUCACUGUCCUGUCUAUGAUACCCAUCAGUUAUGUUGUUUUGGGUUUUCCUGUAAAGUGUUGUAGGAUGGCGCUCAGCAAGACACAGUGGAUAUGAGAGAAUUCAAGGGAACUAAAAACAUCAAAUCCUUAAAGAAAUCAUGACAUAUCUCUUUUAAAAGAAUGUGAUUCAGAUAUGGAUUGUACUUUUUUUGUAGAAAUGCACUGUUACAUAAGAUUGUGUCCUAACAGGACAUGAGACAUUAAUGUCAACCUUUCAACCCGGUGUCAGAAUAUGCCUAUUUCCGUAUGUGAUAGUAUGGAGAAGUGUAGUUUUUAUAAGUCAUGUUUGUUCCUCAAGAAACCACAUACUUCCCAAACCUUCUCCAAAACAUGCCAAAUAUAUAAAAUUAACCCAGAUAGGGUGAUCAGGUCUUGUUUUAUACUGAAGAGGGUUUUUUGCAAUAUAAAACUGGUUGGAUGUACAUAAUUACACUUAUUACAUGGCUAUGUGUCACAUGAAUAAACAAUUGGACACAGAUUAUUUUGGGCAAUUUAUUAUUUCAUUUGUAACAUAUAAAUACCAUUCAUACCAGGUUUGAAUCCGUUAAAAUAAGUGAUAUGUUAAACAUAUAGGAAGAACAGAUAAAGAUGACUCACAGAUGAGUGGUAUAUUAUCAGGGAUAACUAACCUACCAAUCAGAAUUAAAAUCAGGGUGUUGAGGUCCUGAUCAUCCAGUCUGGCUUUAGUUUGGAAUAUCAUUAGUUGAAUGUUUUGAAGAUGUCUCUUACAUGUUAGUAAAGAAAUUUGUUAUGCAGAUCUGACUAGAAAUAAUCAAGGUAUCGAACUGCACAAUAAAUAGUUUGUUUUAAAUGUUUUAUCCAUGAAGGAAAAUACAUUUUAUUUUAGAAUGUCAUUUUUCAGUGGCAGAAAAUGAAAGUUCCUUAAUGCUGAAGUGUAAAUGCAAGUUUACUAUUAGUGCCAUCACAGAUACAUUUGUAGAUGUCCUACUUGAAUUGAUUUGUUUACUUGAAAAGGUAGAAAGUACUGUUUUGAGCAGGUAAUGCAACACAUCCAUUUAUACAAUUUUUAGAAUGUUUCAUGUAUGAACGUUUGAGAUAUAUGCUGACAUUCUGUAUUAUUAAACAGAACAGUAUUUGUAAUAAACAAAUAUUUUAUUAUUACUGUUUUAUACUAAAUUAAAUGCAACAAUGUUUCUAUAUUAAA